AAGGCAUUUGCCAGUUACCUUUACCCGUCAGUCUGGUCCGUCCCUCUCCCGCCAAAGUGAGAGGGAGAGAGAGCUGAUGGACUUUCCGGCGACCAAGUUGACAUAUUUGGUUGAAUGUGGACACCGUACUCGACUGCCUCCAUCAUCGCCUAUUUCAUGGAGGAAGAUCGGUCAGUUAUGGUCUUGGAAUCGACCAUCUUCCAUCCUCAAGGAGGCGGACGGCCGUCCGACACGGGCUUUAUCUCAGACGCGAGCGGCGAGUUCAAAUUCAGAGUGCAAGACGUCAUAUCGAGGAACGGAGUGGAUGUUCAUUUUGGAUGCUUCGAUCCUCCACAUCCCGGAGGUUCUUUGGCUCUUGACAAGGGACGGGGAGCUACUCUGCACGUAGGUGGCGAGCGGCGUGAGCUCAAUUCAAGGUUGCAUUAUGCUGGGCAUUUGUUGGAUAUUUGCAUGCGCAACGUUGGCCUCUCGCAUUUAGAACCUGGGAAAGGCAACCAUUUCUCUGAUGGGUCCUUUGUGGAAUAUAAAGGUGUAAUCCCACAAGAAUUACAAAAAUGGGCUAUAGAAUUGGAAGAUGAAGCCAACAGAUUGAUCUCUAUUGGUGGUAAGAUGAACACCCCAAGAAUUGUGACAUUAGGGAAUAAUCUUGGAUGCCCUUGUGGAGGGACCCAUGUUGCUAAUAUUUCAGAUAUCAAGAGCAUAAAGUUCUGGUCUCAACUGAAGUUUGCAGAAGCAGCAGUCUGGUUACUUGCAGAGGUCCAAACAAAAGAGAAAGCGCAACCUUGUCAGUCAACAGACGGGGGAGAGAAAGAGCGAGAGAUAUGAUGCAAUGUUGGAAGUUCUUUUAUACAGCGACCAUCUUCUUCAACUCAACAAUGAUAAUGGAUGAGACUUUGUCUUAGAUUGAAUCCUACAACCUCAUUUUUCCUGAGAACGGCUGCUUGGGGUCGAGGCCUCCAACGUCCUUUAUUGGUAAAAAAUGGGACCUGUAACUUCAUAUUUGUAUUGGUCUUUCGGAUGUAUGGGACUUUCUUAUUAUAUCACACCAACGAUUCCCUUGGCUGUU
Molecule: messenger RNA, 1066 nt
Organism: Nymphaea colorata (pocket water lily)
Lineage: Eukaryota; Viridiplantae; Streptophyta; Magnoliopsida; Nymphaeales; Nymphaeaceae
Biological process (GO): tRNA aminoacylation; regulation of translational fidelity
Molecular function (GO): aminoacyl-tRNA ligase activity; ATP binding; Ser-tRNA(Ala) deacylase activity
Source: RefSeq, a predicted model, not a curated record